GUGCCACCCGCGUGGGUGGCAUGAACUAAUUCCUCAUUAACCCAACGCCUCAUUUCUCCCUAUCCCAAGAAAACAGACCUUAGUCGGCGACAGACCUCUUAAACCCUCGCCUGUGCAUCUGAGGCGAACCUUCAUUUCCUCGGUGCCAAAAGAAGAAUUUACUUCAGCGGUUCAUGGCAGCAAGAUUACAACAACUGAAGGGCAAGGCUUGCCAAGCAACAAAAUAUGUGGCCAAGCAUGGAACUGAAUAUUACAAGCAGUUGAUGGAGCAGAAUAAGCAAUAUGUUAAAGAGCCACCCACCGUGGAGACGUGCAAUGAAUUAGCCAAGCAGCUUCUUUAUACUCGUCUUGCCAGCAUCCCGGGACGAACAGAGUCGUUCUGGAAGGAAAUUGAUUACAUGAAGAAUAUGUGGAAGAACAGGCAUGAGCUGAAGGUCGAGGAUGCCGGCAUUGCUGCUUUAUUCGGGCUCGAGUGCUUUGCAUGGUUCUGUGCUGGUGAGAUUGUUGGAAGAGGGUUCACUUUUACCGGUUAUUACCCUUGAAAACCAACUGGCCCAUAAUAAUUGCUGCCCUAUUGGAUUACAAUGGUAAUCAUCGUGCGAGACUCUAGUGUUCGUCCUUUAGGUGCAAGUUUUUGUUUUGAUUCAGAAGCUUUCAAAGCUGAGAAAUCGGUGGAAUACUAAAAUUGAUGCCUGAAUAAUUAGUGAUUGAUAUUUGAAUUUCCUCUCUGAAGCGGCCUUUUUAUUGUUUAUUUUUAACCUUCAUAAAUUUCGCUGUCGCUGUAAGGAAAAAAAAAGUUUGGGAGUUAGCUUCUUGAUUGCCAAUGAGACCUACCUAAGCCGCCAUUUAUAUGUUUUACCGACAGAUGAUACCCAAAGUAUCAGUUGAUCUUUCAGGUAUUGUGCUGAUAAUAAGUGCAUUUGUUUGAGUACCUUUGGCUGCAAUUGCUUGAUUCUGAACACACUUUUUAUAGCUUUAGUUAUCUUGUGACCGUCAGUUAUUUACUCCUAUCCGAAACAGGGGUUGAGAAUUGGCAUUUUUUGUUUGGAGUUUGGAUCGUU
Messenger RNA from Striga asiatica, 1061 nucleotides. Lineage: Eukaryota; Viridiplantae; Streptophyta; Magnoliopsida; Lamiales; Orobanchaceae. The record is from the annotation of a GenBank genome assembly.